AUGGGGGAGUCAAUUCCUACACGUCCCAAAAAGUUCAAUACUGAGCUGACGGAUUACUCUCUGCCUCGCCACCAGCAAGAUGGUCCGUAUGCUGACAAUCUGGAGAUUGACGCCAUAAUUAUUGGUGCCGGUUUUGCUGGCAUCUUUAUGCUCAAGACUCUCCGGGAUCGCGGAUACAAAUCUGUCAUUUUUGAGGCGGGGAGCGACCUUGGAGGAACGUGGAGAUGGAAUUCGUAUCCCGGAGCGGGCGUAGAUUCCGAGGUCCCAGAGUAUGAAUUUUCUUGGCCCGAGGUUUGGAAAACGUGGAACUGGCCAUCCAACUACCCCGACUACCGGGAUCUACGGGCGUAUUUCGAUCACGUCGACAAAACUAUCGGCGUAAAGAAGGACUGUUCGUUCAACACGGUGGUUGUUGGCGCCAGUUUCGACACGGCAGCCGGAAAGUGGAGUGUUCGAACAGAAGAUGGGCGAACCGCAAAGGCCAAGUUUUUGGUUUUGGGCACUGGAUUCGCUGCGAGGCGUUAUAUUCCCGACUGGCCGGGCAUGGACAAGUUCAAGGGCGUCAUCCACCACACGUCCUUCUGGCCCGAGGAAAACGUAGACGUGAAGAACAAGCGAUGUGCCGUCAUUGGCACCGGCGCCUCUGGCGUUCAAGUUGUUCAGGCGUGGGGGCCGGUUGCGGGCGAGGUCAAGGUCUUCCAGCGCACCCCGAACCUGGCGCUGCCCAUGCGCCGCAGGAAAAUGACACCCGAAGAGCAAGAGCGAAAGCGAGCAUUGUACCCCGAGCUCUUUACUCUCCGGGAGACCAGCUUCUCCGGCUUCUACUUCGAUUGGUACGAGAAGAAUACAUUCGACGACACUCCCGAGGGUCGCGAGGCAGUGUAUGAAAAGGCAUGGCGAGACGGGGGGUUCAAAUUUUGGCUUGGCAUCUACAAGGACAACUUGUUUGACGGCGAGGCCAAUAAAGAAUCGUACAAGUUUUGGGCAAAAAAGGUCCGGGCUCGCAUUGACGACGCGCGCAAGAGGGACCUGCUCGCGCCAGAGACGAUGCCCCAUUACUUUGGCAUCAAGCGUCCUUGCCUUGAAAACGAUUACUACGAGCAAUUCAACCGGUCUAGCGUCGAUGUCGUUGACAUUAGUAAUAACGCCAUCAAGGAAUUCACCGAGACCGGCAUCACCCUCGACGAUGGCACGCACCACGAGUUUGAUGUGAUUGCCGUUGCCACAGGAUUUGAUAUUGUAUCCGGAGCAAUGACGCAACUUGGCCUGCAGAGCAUCAAUGGCACCAAUCUACAGCAGGAAUGGUCCUCCGGGAUAAGCACGUACCUGGGCAUCAGUGUCAGCGGCUACCCCAACAUGUUCCACCUCUACGGGCCUCACGGGCCGACUCUUCUCAGCAACGGCCCGACGACGGCCGAGGUUCAGGGCCGCUGGAUCGCCGACAUGCUCGACAAGAUACAGCGACAGGACAUCAAGUACGUGAACCCGAGACGCGAAGCGGCCCGGGAAUGGACAAGGCACGUCGUGGAGCUGAACGACAAGACGCUGAUUCCGACGACCAAAUCGACAUACAUGGGAGGCAACGUCCCUGGCAAGGUGUACGAGCCCAUGUGCUACGCUGCCGGGGUCGCGAGCUACAGGGCCGAAAUCAGGGCUGCGCUGGAUUCUAUGCAGGGCUUUGAGGUUGUAAGCAAUAGGAUUGCGGUGAAUCCCAGACUGUAG
Messenger RNA from Metarhizium robertsii ARSEF 23, 1722 nucleotides. Its product is annotated as cyclopentanone 1,2-monooxygenase. The coding region runs from base 1 to 1722 and encodes 573 amino acids. The record is from RefSeq and is a predicted model, not a curated record. NCBI's taxonomy places the organism in Eukaryota, Fungi, Ascomycota, Sordariomycetes, Hypocreales, Clavicipitaceae. Gene Ontology annotation, molecular function: flavin adenine dinucleotide binding; N,N-dimethylaniline monooxygenase activity; NADP binding. The transcript has 5 exons.